Molecule: messenger RNA, 846 nt
Organism: Geodia barretti
Lineage: Eukaryota; Metazoa; Porifera; Demospongiae; Tetractinellida; Geodiidae
Source: the annotation of a GenBank genome assembly
AUGAAACUGGUAUUUUUUGACGACUUCAAGCUGGGCGCCGUAAAGGGCGAUAAUGUGGUUGACCUGUCGGCUGCUGCGGAGCAUAUCCCGCAUGUGUCGCCGCAGGAUAUCCUGUCGGGGCUGAUUGCCGACUUCGACACGCAUAAGUCUCACUUGGAGGAAGCGAUAAGCGCGAGCGACGGCGUGCCGCUAUCCAGUGUGCGGCUGCGCUCACCUGCGCCGCGACCUAUCAACAUCGCUUGCAUGGCAGUGAAUUACAUGGAGAACGGCACACGCUCCGAGCCUGCGCCCAUAAAUGCGUUCAACAAGUCGCCUAACGGCGUUAUCGGCGACGGCGACACCAUUCUGAUUCCGGAUGUCAAGGCAGAGGACGCCUAUGACUACAUUUUCGGCUACCUGAACUUCAUAGAUGUGUCGGCGCGGGGCGUGCCUGCGUUCUACCAGAUGAAGUCGCGCGAGACGUUCGCGCCGAUGGGACCAUACUUGGUCACCGCCGACGAGAUUGCGGACCCGCAGAGCCUUCCCGUGAAGCUGUGGGUGAACGACCGACUUUGCCAGGACUUCAACACGGAUGACAUGGCGCACAAGAUUCCGCGAGUCAUCGAGUGGAUUACAUCGGUCCAUUCGCUGGAGCCGGGCGAUGUGGUGGCGACGGGCACGAAUCACUUCGGACUGAGCGCGAUUCAGGACGGCGACACGAUCGACAUGGAGACAGAAGGCCUUGGCAGGCUGCACCUGCAUGUGCAGGACGACCUGAAGCGCACCUGGGGUCGCGAGACGCGACACGAGUGGGAAUCUGCGGGGAACGAAGGCACGACGCCGCAGCUGACAGGGAAAUAUGCGUAG